UGCAGACUCCAGAGCCUCUGCUGUUCUCCACACACUUCUGAACACAGCUUCUGAAACUUCAAGCUGGAGGCUGGAGCGCUUGCACAUGCACAUUCAGAUACCUAAGCUGACAUCCUUACAUGCAAGGGCUUUGAUCUGCAUUCUUCAGGAGGUGCACCGGGCUUCGUUGCAAGAAGUUGCACAUGUCUACUUGCUGCUCUAGUUUGCAGAGCAAUCCGUUCUUAUUUGUGCACCAGCUUCCCACAAGGGUUUGUGAUCACCGUUGCAGACCUGCUUUUGUUCAUCUCUCAGCGGCUCAGAAUCGCCUCAUUAGGGUGGUGAAUCCACUAUUGACCUUUUCGUCGCCUCCCAACAAAUUUAAAGCUAAAACAACUUCUGUUGGCCCCAUCAGCUCUGAGCUUCAAGCACCAGAGCACAUAAGCAUGACAUCAUCAGUGUCUGCUUCGACCUUGCCAGGAGUGCUCGAUGGCGCCAAGAAAGGAAGCGCCCCUGGGUUGGUAGUUGCUGGUGGUGGUCCAAAGCUGACCCAUGCGCAGUUGACUGAGCAGAUUGAGUCGGUUGGGGCUCAGCUCAGGAGUUUUGGGGUGAAGCCUGGGGACCUAGUGACACUUGCGUUCCCCAACACGAUCGAGUUUGUUGUUGCUUUCUUGGCGGUUGCUCGCAUCCGCGCGGUCGCCGCGCCCCUGAACGCCGCCUACAAAGAGGACGAGUUUACGUUCUACAUCGAGGACGCAAAGUCGUCGUUCCUCGUUGUCCCAAAGGAGGGCGUCCCGAACGCCGAGGCCGCCGCCAAGACCCUCAACCUUCCCACCCUAGUUGUCUCCUUCCCCAGCCUGGAAGAGGGGGUGAAAGUUGCGGGGAAGUCAGGAGACCUCGAUGCGAAGAAAGAGGAGGUUAAGGAUGCAGGGCCGCUGCCAGAGGAAGAUGACGAGGCCCUGUUUUUGCACACGUCGGGGACCACGAGCCGGCCGAAGGGCGUGCCGCUGUCGCACUUGAACCUGGCCACGUCGAUUCGCAACAUCAUCAAGACGUACGAGCUAACUUCAGAGGACAGGACACUGAUCGUGAUGCCCCUCUUCCACGUGCACGGGCUCAUGGCUUCCCUCCUCGCAACCCUGUCCUCGGGCGGCACCGUCGUGCUCCCCGCGGGGGGCCGCUUCAGCGCUAGCACUUUCUGGGAGGACGCGCUCGCGCACCAAAUCACGUGGUACACCGCAGUGCCGACGAUCCACCAAAUUUUGCUGGCGAAGCAGAAGACGGCGCCCGUUCCGCCCGAGAAGCGCCCGACGCUGCGUUUCAUCCGCAGCUGCAGCAGCUCGCUCGCGCCCGCGGUGCUGGAGAAACUAGAGGCGGAGUUCGACGCGCCGGUGCUCGAGGCGUACGCGAUGACGGAGGCGAGCCACCAGAUGACGAGCAACCCGCUGCCGAAGCACGGGGCGCACAAGCCCGGGACGGUCGGCAAGGCGACCGGGAUCGAGCUCGCGGUGCUGGACGAGCAGGACCGGCCGGUGCCCACUGGGGAGAUUGGUGAGGUCAGCAUCAAGGGCGCUAAUGUAACCAAGGGUUACAAGGCUAACCCGGAGGCUAACAAGGUUGCGUUUACCAGCGGGUGGUUCCACACUGGGGACCGCGGCAAGCUGGACAGCGAGGGCUAUCUCACGUUGACGGGGCGCAUCAAGGAGCUCAUCAACCGGGGAGGCGAGAAGAUCUCCCCGAUCGAGGUCGACGAAGCGCUCCUGGCUCACCCCGCCGUAUCGGAGGCGGUGGCGUUUGCGGCGCCCGACGAGAAGUACGGCGAGGAGGUCAACGCGGCGGUUGUGCUUAAUUCGAACGAGAAGGUUACCGGGGAAGAUAUUCUGGCGCACAUUAAGGACCGCCUCUCGGCUUUCAAGCUGCCAAAGAAGUUCGUUCCUCUAGUCGCAUUGGAAGUGGAUUCGGAGGUGUAUGAGCUGUUGUGA
Molecule: messenger RNA, 1958 nt
Organism: Klebsormidium nitens
Lineage: Eukaryota; Viridiplantae; Streptophyta; Klebsormidiophyceae; Klebsormidiales; Klebsormidiaceae
Source: the annotation of a GenBank genome assembly